Messenger RNA from Penicillium digitatum Pd1, 1329 nucleotides. RefSeq lists its product as uncharacterized. The record is from RefSeq and is a predicted model, not a curated record. Lineage: Eukaryota; Fungi; Ascomycota; Eurotiomycetes; Eurotiales; Aspergillaceae.
AUGAUCCAGGUCCCCGGCUCGAUCCCUGACUCGCACGAGAUUCUAGUGCACAUCGCCGCCGCGAGCACCGCACAGGAUGACGCACGCUAUAGGGCCCAAGUUGCCGCCAUCCUGGACUUCCAGUGUGUCUCACGCCAGCCACUGAUAGAGGAGAGCAACUCCUCAGCUCCCACCAAUGCAGACCAGAUGUAUCCCUUCUCCGGCGCCGUGCAUUCCUCGGUGCUUUCGAUGAUUCAACAGGCUUCGCCAAUUUUGCGGGAGGCGCCCCGGCCCGCACACGCGACCUUAUCCUCGGAUGAUCGCUUGCUGUCAGAGAAAAAUGACCCGGCUCCACGCAAGCACAUCAUCUCAAAUUAUCCUGACUCCUUAGAGAGUCUCAUCAGCGUCAUCCCAGAUUCCCAACCCGGGAUCGCCGACGAACUAGUCCACGCCGAGCGAUCUCGUGCAGAACUAUCGCCACCAUCGCAGCUCGCUCCACUUUCUAAAAGACGUCGCACAGCCCCGCCCGAGCCCAACUCGGCUCGACCGGUUUUUAUUGCAGGUUCUCCUGCAAUGGACCAGCCCGCUGCAUCUCAGAAGGCCACCAUCGAAAACCAGGACCAUGUUCCGACUGGCUUCCCCCAAACCCCCAUGGAAAUAACCAGCGCAGAUCCGGGAAAAGGUCCAAAUGGCACCAUCACUCACCCUGCCAAUGCCUCACAUCGUAUCCCAGCCAAUACCCCUAAUCACAUCAAUCUAUCCACCCUCCCGCUAGAAAUCCACCCCCCAAGACCCCCUAUCUCCACUGCGUCGUUCACUACCCACAUAACUCCAACCCUGUCCAUGCUCACUGAGCGUCUGAAGCCAGCACGAACCUACAAACCAUCCACCCAGACCCGCUCCCUCGACCCCCUAGAACGAGGCUACUGGCAUGUGCACCUCGCCAUCGAAAAUCCCCCAACCCGAGACCGAGAUUUAGCCGAUCUUCUUCCUAAUUUAGACACAAAUCCCAAGUCUGGAACCACUGAUCCCAUUCAGACCCCAAAGUCACCGCCAAGAGAGGACACACGGACCUGGCCCUCUCCGCUCUUCUACGCCUUCUGGUCCUUCCUCUCGGACUUCGUAGGCAAGGACGGACGUGCGGGAUGGGGCGUCUGGUGCAUUCUCGAGGCGACGCCGGCCCCGUCAAAGCACUCGCCUGACACGCACGUCUCUCUUAAAGUCUAUGCAUGGGGUGAGAUCGCCAUGCACGUCUACCUUCUACUAUUCUUGGCGAGUGAGCGGCGGAUUCGUGGGAUGGGUGUUCAGUGGCGGGAUUCGCGUGAGGAGGUUGUAAUUCAGAUGCCGUAG